Molecule: messenger RNA, 1878 nt
Organism: Diaporthe citri
Lineage: Eukaryota; Fungi; Ascomycota; Sordariomycetes; Diaporthales; Diaporthaceae
Exons: 6
Coding region: 1-1878 (625 amino acids)
Biological process (GO): regulation of transcription by RNA polymerase II
Cellular component (GO): Set3 complex
Molecular function (GO): transcription corepressor activity; protein binding
Source: RefSeq, a predicted model, not a curated record
AUGAAGGAGUUACUCGACUCGGACAGAGUCAACUAUCUCAUUUGGAGAUACUUGCUCGAAGGCAACUUUCGAGAAACCGCCGCCAAGUUCCAGAAGGAGUGGCGCGUGGAGGCUCCUCACCGGCACUUUGACUUCGCGUCUCAUGUCAAGAACUACGCCCUCGUCUCCGUCCUCAACAAGGGCCUGAUCUACCACGGACUCGAGCGGGACUACGCACAACAACGGGUACCAGCCGACGCUGCGGCAACGCCCGACAAACCCCAGUUCGGGGUUUUUGGGCCCCUUGUGCCGCAGCACCCCAUCAAUUACGAUGAGCUUGAGGAUGAGAUAGAGGAACCGGAGCCCCUGCCAGCAUCUCAUCCACCGCCGGCUGUCGACGAGGCCGACAAGUCGUCACUGAAGCGGCAGGUCGACUCCCAGAGCCAGCUGGCAAAUGGGAACGCCCCAAAGCGGCCGAGAUUGGGCAAUGCCAACGGCCUCGAAAAUGGGGCGGAUGCAGCCACAAGCCCCAUGGAAAUCGAUCAGCACCAAUCCGACAACCACGCUUAUCCCUCACCCCUGGAAGGCGAACAGGCCCCGACCCCAGCUCCCCGAACAGAGGGCCCGGAUCACGGUACUCAGACUGACAAGGUCGACGACCUCGAGGCAAAGACUGUUUAUUUGCGUCUUGCCCAUGAUGAUUCCUCCUCACUUGCAGCAACCCCGAUCGCCGACGUGUCACAUCCACGCGCUAGCCAGAACCCAAUCCUUCUGCAUUGCGAGUGGAACCCCAAGGACCCAUCCCGCCUGGCGGCUGCCGGGACUGACGCACUAGCCCGCGUUUGGACCGUUUCGCGUGCCACCGGUCCGGACCAGGUGGCUGAUCACGUGGAUCCCGACUGGCCCUCUAUCAACCUUGUCACGGAUGACUUCCCACCCCAUUCCAAGGUCACCGUCAUGGCCUGGGGUUCCGACGGCAAGGAAAUUGCUGUCGCUACCGAUGAUGGGCAGAAGGCUCGCAUCGACCUCUGGAAUCUCGACGGCAGACAGAUGCACACAUAUACCGGCCUGGAGGCGCCCAUCGUCAAACUGCGAUGCAACCCUGUCAACCGCAAGGUCUUGAGCAUCACACCCAUCUCAAACCCUUCAGGAGACACGACAGGCUGGAUGGUCACUGUAUUCCCCUCGCCGAAGUCUAGUCCUGUCGAAUACGAGCACACCUUCCCACCGGACCAAGACGUCGACGCCCAGCAACCAGAUGCCGUCUGGGUCGACGAGCAUGAAUUCUUACUGAGCGUUGGCAACAAGGUUCUCUGUCUGCGUUGCACGGAUAAUGAAAUCACGCAGUCCAAGGAACUCUCAACAAGGACAGACGAUCCAUUAACACAGAUUCAGUAUGACAGCACUGGACACUUUGCAGCGGCGACGCUGAAGGGUGACAUCGACAUUUGGGAUCCUGCCGGCGUCCGCCGAACCAUCCAUGGCGCUCAUGAUGGUCAGAUCACGUUUCUGCAAUGGCAACCGAUCCAGGGCCGGGCACCUGACAGUGAGCUGUUACUAGCGUCAGGGGGUGAGGAUGGCACAAUCGCCAUCUGGGAUGCCCGCUCGCCCGACAGCAGGCCCAGACUCCAGCGGACGAUUGACGACAACCCUGUCGUUGGUCUGUCCUUCACCCCCGACGGUGCCUUCUUCGCCGGGGCUACAAGGGACCGAAUCCUGAUAUUUAAGGUCGGCGAAUAUGCUUUCCCUCGGGCGGCUUGGAAAAGAAGUCUGCCGCCUGGCGGAUUGAGUCCCAAGAUAAAUGGCCUGAAUGGCGAACCAGAGACGGAGGAUCAACACUGCUUAAGCUGGGACGCAAACGGCCAGAGACUCGCGUUCGGCGUGAAUGGAUUGCAUUGA